Messenger RNA from Mizuhopecten yessoensis (Yesso scallop), 7149 nucleotides. Its product is annotated as collagen alpha-5(IV) chain-like. The transcript has 40 exons. Gene Ontology annotation, molecular function: extracellular matrix structural constituent. Gene Ontology annotation, cellular component: collagen trimer; basement membrane. NCBI's taxonomy places the organism in Eukaryota, Metazoa, Mollusca, Bivalvia, Pectinida, Pectinidae. Bases 213 to 5498 code for a protein of 1761 amino acids. The record is from RefSeq and is a predicted model, not a curated record.
CAACAAGUUUCAGCGGCUGGGCCAAGUAGCGCGUGUGUGGAUGUUCAUACGCGAAUUAGUAGUUUCUUAGGAAAAGAUGGUGGCUAACUGAAGACAACAAAGGUUAGACGUGUCGAAAAAGGAGUCUAACUCUCGGUGCUGUCCUUUAAAUAUCUUUCCAGCAUCGACAGUACUCCGGAGUUUCCACCAGAACCAGUUUUCCUGAUGAAAUUAUGAAAUUAAGGAAUUUUGUAUUCGUUUUUUUGAUCGUGGUUACCGUUUCUUUGGAUGUAGUGUUCGGUGCAGCAUGCAAAGGCUGUAAUGCUCCACCAUGUGUUUGUGCGGGACAGAAAGGUUAUGAGGGUGAAGCUGGACUAAGAGGGGUGAGAGGACCCCCUGGCAUGCCUGGAUUUCUGGGACCUGAAGGACCUAUUGGGCCCAAGGGUAGAAAUGGUGAUGACGGAAUUGAAGGGACUAUUGGACCCAAGGGGACCAGGGGUCAAGAGGGAUUGGCUGGAUUCCAUGGAAACCCUGGUGCGCCUGGAUUGAAAGGGUUAGAAGGCCCUGCUGGAUCUCAAGGCUACCAAGGAUGCAAUGGUACAAAGGGAGUGGCUGGCAAAGACGGUAGACCAGGUAUACCUGGACCUCAGGGACGGCGAGGUUUAGAUGGACUUGACGGGUUAAAGGGUGAGCCUGGCGAUGGCCAACUGCUAAUUCCAGGCCCGAAAGGCCAAUCUGGAGAACCAGGACCCACCGGAACACAGGGCCAGCCUGGAUACCGCGGGUUGCCUGGAAAUAGGGGCUAUGAUGGUAAUCCAGGAUAUCAGGGAGAACCAGGAUUAGAUGGCUUGCCUGGUUCCAAAGGAGACAUGGGGGAGGCAAGGCAUGGACUUCAGGGGGAGCCGGGUGAGGCAGGAUAUCCUGGUCUCCCAGGUCCUCCCGGCAAACCGUCUGCUGAAGGUGUUCCUCCUGAGGACAUCAUAGUAGGACCUGAGGGCGAGCCUGGUGUAUCGGGACUGCCAGGCCAAGAUGGACUCCGAGGUCUGCCCGGUGACAUCGGCGAAGAUGGAAGAAAGGGUCCAUUGGGUCCAAAAGGAAUGAAGGGAGGCUCUGGCUACCAAGGCAGAAGGGGUAAGCGUGGAAAGGACGGUCCUGCUGGAGCAUUUGGUCCUAAAGGAAUGAUAGGCGAACAGGGACGUGUUGGAAUCAGUGGCUUCAAAGGAGUAAAGGGGUUCCGAGGCGACGCAGGAUUUCAAGGCCGACGAGGUGACGCUGGACGAAGGGGCUUACCAGGAGAGAUUAUUGGCUCCGGGGAAGGACGUCCUGGACCCAGAGGUUUCUCCGGAGAUCCUGGAGUCAUAGGACCUAAAGGUUUCCCAGGUCAGGAUGGACCAACAGGACAGCAGGGAAGACUUGGACCUGUUGGACCUCCAGGUCCAGAUGGCCUUCCAGGUCUAAGGGGACCCCAAGGAUUCUCUGUGAAGGGUGACCAAGGAAUUCCAGGUAAUCCUGGACCUGACGGUCUGCCUGGAAGUUUUGGACUUUCUGGACAGACAGGAACCAAAGGGUUUACGGGUGAGCCUGGUCGUGAUGUUGUUGGCCUGCCUGGUUUACGUGGACGACCUGGUCGUGACGGUUUACCUGGACUGGCUGGUUUCCCCGGCAGCAAUGGAAUUGCUGGUAUUCCAGGUUUUCCUGGUAUUGGUCGAGAUGUUACUGGACCACAGGGAGCGAGAGGCUUGGAAGGAGAUCGUGGGGCUCCUGGAGUUAAUGGAUUAGAUGGUCUUGAUGGUGAAGUUGGUUUCAAGGGUGGAAGGGGUGCUGACUGUGGAAUUUGUCAAGAUGGACUUCCCGGCCUGAAGGGAGAGAUUGGCAAUGAUGGUCUACCAGGUCUGCCUGGUUUUGAUGGACCUCCUGGACAAGAAGGUUUAAAGGGAGAGGCUGGUAUGCGAGGACUUCCAGGAUUAGCUGGGUUUAAAGGUCGAAAGGGGGCCAUUGGUCCACCAGGUUUCACAGGAAACAAGGGUAUAAAGGGGGAUGGUUGGGACAUAAAUGAAUUUACACAGAAACCCAAAGGAAUGGUUGGUGAUCCAGGCUAUGAUGGGCCCCAAGGACAGGACGGUACUCCAGGAUUACCUGGGGAGAGAGGAACAGUUGGGUAUCCCGGUGCACAGGGGAUGAAGGGUGAUAUGGGAAAGCCAGGAAUUGAUGGUUUAGAUGGAAUCAAUGGUAUGAAAGGCUCCAGGGGUGCAAAGGGAAAUCCAGGGGAUUCCUUCCCAGGAUUUCCCGGACAGCAAGGAGAGAAGGGAUUCGCUGGUAUCCCAGGAAAUAAUGGAGCUAAGGGAGUUUUUGGUUUCAAAGGAGAACCAGGUUUGCCUAUACUAUUCCCUGGAAUGAAAGGUGAUGUAGGAGAACCUGGGAGAUCAGGUAUAGAUGGCAUGCAAGGGUUUCCAGGUCGGAAAGGUAUGACUGGAGAGCAGGGGCAGGACGGGCGUGUCGGAUACUCGGGUGAACCAGGCGUCGUGGGCGAAGAUGGUAGGAAUGGAAUUAUUGGUGAGAGAGGACGGGUCGGACCUAAGGGUUAUUCAGGAUUACCAGGGCCGUCGGGUCUUGAUGGAAUCCCAGGACAGCAAGGCCGGAGGGGAGAGGAUGGAAGUGAUGGCCUGCCUGGAUUCCCUGGAGAGCCGGGUUUCCCUGGUAACCCACCAGAUAGCCUGUUACCAGGGAUUCCAGGAGAACCUGGGCUACCAGGUUUCCCUGGAGAGGACGGAUUCUCUGGAGAGAAUGGUCGAGUUGGUUUCCCAGGAUUGGAGGGUGUCAAAGGAGAAAAAGGAUUUGCUGGUGAACCGGGUCGCCCGGGCAGUCCCGGUCCCCGUGGUCCCCAAGGUGAAGAUGGCCUGCCAGGGAUCAGAGGUCAGACUGGAAGUCGUGGACGUGAAGGACAGAAAGGUUUCCGCGGAUUGAAUGGAUCCCCAGGUGACAGCGGUCUGCCUGGACAGAACGGUGUGGAAGGAGAGCGAGGUGUUACAGGAAGGCCAGGACUACCCGGUGCACGUGGAACUGAUGGAUUUACUGGACAACGGGGAGAACGAGGACUGCAGGGACUUCCUGGCCUAGCAGGUUUAAAGGGCUUCAAGGGAGAUAUGGGUGGAGCUGGCAGUCUUGGACGAGCUGGAUUACCAGGGCUUCCAGGUCUCAAAGGUGGCAGGGGUAGCGUGGGGCCUGCAGGGUUUGCUGGUGUUCCCGGUGCUGCAGGAGUGUACGGACGUAAAGGAGAGACUGGGCCUCCGGGACCGGACGGCUUCCCGGGUAUAGAGGGGCCACCUGGUUUGCCCGGGUUUCCUGGGCUGACUGGUGACCCAGGACCAAGAGGACUACCUGGAGCCCCCGGUUUGGAUGGUCUGAGAGGGGGUAAUGGCCUCAAGGGUCAAGCUGGUGAUAUUGGCAGCUCUAGACCAGGCGAGAACGGUCGCCGUGGGAGACCAGGAGACAAUGGUUUACCUGGCCUGGAUGGACUGAGGGGACCUAAGGGACAGGCAGGUGAAAUGGGACGCCCAGGAUUUGAAGGGUUUAAGGGAGAAGCAGGGUUUAAUGGAAUAAAUGGCGAGACUGGGCGUACAGGCAGUCCUGGCCUGAAGGGAGGACAAGGUGAUGAUGGCCUUCCAGGAAUUGGUGGACUGAAAGGAGCAAAGGGACAAGGAGGAGCCGCCGGAUUCCCAGGAGAAAGUGGGGCAGUCGGAGCUCCAGGAGGUGUUGGGCCGGCCGGAGAGGAUGGAUCUUAUGGUAACCGUGGUGACCCUGGUUUCUCAGGAAAUCCAGGACUGGACGGUCUCAAUGGAGCACCGGGAGUAGAUGGUGACCGUGGUUUAGACGGUGUACCUGGUCUGAGUGGGCUGCCAGGACAGGACGGCCUUCCAGGUGUGACUGGAGAACGUGGACAAGUUGGAGUGCCAGGAAGUGACGGGUUUGAUGGUAUCCCUGGAGAACCAGGACGCCCUGGUGAUGCUGGUUUGGAUGGUUUUCCUGGUGAACGAGGAGAAGACGUUAUUUUUGGUGACAUCGGCCCCAGGGGAGAUGCUGGACAAACUGGAGCAGAUGGCUUCCCAGGAGAAAAGGGGCCAGUAGGGACCCCGGGACUCCCAGGGUUCCCUGGACUAAAGGGGAUGAAGGGAGAGGGUGGAUUUUCCUAUCCAGGAGAGGCAGGAGCUAGGGGAGCACCAGGAGAGGCAGGAUUUGACGGUUUCGAUGGACAGAAUGGUUUUGCUGGGCGACCAGGUCUUAGUGGUUUAGCAGGGAUGAAAGGUGAUCGUGGUCCUGACGGCAUUUCCGGAGAAGAAGGUCGCAUCGGAGACCAAGGACGAGCAGGAAUAAAUGGGCUCCCAGGCUUGAGUGGUUUACCAGGAUCGAAGGGAGAACCUGGUUUCCAAGGGUACCCAGGAGAGAAUGGUGCCGUCGGAUUUCCGGGCGAAGAUGGAUACCCUGGACUCAACGGACUCUCCGGACAACGUGGAUUUGAUGGGUUCAAAGGGCAGACUGGAGAGCCUGGUCCAGUGGAUUUCACCCAACUUCCACGGCCUCCUAAAGGACAGAAGGGUGACACUGGUGUCCCAGGAUUCUUUGGGGAGAGUGGUCGUCGGGGAUCGCCAGGUUUUGAGGGAAGGCCUGGUCAGUCGGGCAACAAGGGAUCACCUGGGCUGAAUGGUCUGCCUGGUCUGAAGGGAAUGAAGGGAAACCAGGGGGAGGAUGGUAUUAUUGGAGAGUCUGGACGUAAUGGAUUCCCAGGCUCUGUGGGGCAGCAGGGACUGUCUGGACGACCGGGUUCUCUGGGUUCCUCGGCAGGAUUCUACUUCUCAAUGCACAGUCAGACAUCCAUCACGCCAGAAUGUCCGGAGGGAACCUUCAAGAUGUGGGAUGGGUACUCCCUGGUACAUGUGAUCGGGAACAGUCGGUCUCACGGCCAGGACCUCGGCUCACCUGGCAGCUGUCUGCGGCGCUUCAGUACAAUGCCCAUCAUGUUCUGUAACAUCAAUAACGUGUGUAAUGUGGCCGCCAGGAAUGACUACAGCUACUGGCUGGCCACGGAGGAACCCAUGACCCCCAUGAUGGAGCCCAUCACUGGACCGCCACUACAGAACUACAUCAGUAAAUGUUCUGUCUGUGAGGCUCCCUCAGAGGUGGUAACAAUCCACAGUCAGACAGUACAGAUCCCGAAUUGUCCAGUCGGCUACAGGGGCAUGUGGAUCGGCUACAGCUUCCUUAUGUCCACUGGAGCAGGUGGGAUGGGAGCCGGACAGAGUCUCCAGUCUCCUGGAUCAUGUCUCCGCGAUUUCCGCUCGGCUCCAAUCAUCGAGUGCCACGGCAAGGGCACAUGUAACUACUAUGCCACAUCAUUUGGCUACUGGUUAGCUACACUUCUGCAAGGAGAUAUAAACUCGUUUUCACAGCCUGUACCAGAAACCAUCAAAGCUGGUAGUCUUAGAAACCGAAUCAGUCGCUGUCAAGUCUGUGUGAAGGUAUAGGGAGCGUUGUGAUUCAUCAAACUUAAUUUCUAAUGUUGCUUAAUUAUACUUGGGCAGGUCAAAAUGUUGAUAAAUUUACAAGGUUAGAAUUGAUUAUAUACAAAUUUUAAAACCCAGAUUUGUGUAAUGACUUUUUAAAAGAUGUUUUUAAUUGUUUUUGUCUGCCAAAGAAUGUUUUAGACAAUACCUGUUUAUACAAUAUAUUAUUGAUUAUUGCCUCGUCUCUAUGUCCCUGGAUUGUGAAUUUCUUCACAAUACAGUUUUGUUCAUGCAUAUAGGAAACUUCUUCAGUAAGCAAAUCAUAUGAUCAAACAUUUUUUUUAUGAACAAACUACAUAAUUUUAAUAAUUUCAUGACGAAAAUGAUCUUUAAAAGUCUUAUGUAUAUUUUGCUGUAUGUUUUUCAUGUGAAAAGAUUUCUAUUUGCCUUAUUCAGAAACACUGAAAUGUUUUGAAGUUUCUGACCUGAGUAUCCACAAUGGAUUCCCCUAACUUUUGAUUAGGAAUAAUCUAUUUUUGAUAAUAGGGGUUGGAAGGAGGUACUCCUACCUCUCACCACUAAUUUUGCAAAAUGGGUUCUUCCUGUCAAUGAUUAGGAGGAUGUCAUUUUGGAGAAAGGGGAAGAAGGGGUUAAUUAUGUACUACUGAUUUCAUGAUGGUGCUAGCCUGUAUGUAGAUAUAGCUGUGUAUGUACCAGUACUCAGUCUUACCUAGUCUUUUAUAUUGUUUGUGUAUGAAAGGAAUAUUGUGUGAAGCAAAGGAACAGCAAAACAAAUCACUAAUGUGUGUUCCUCAAUGUCAAAUUAACUUUAAGGUCCUGAAAAUGUUUGCUGUGAAUGGGCAAUAUAUGGUUAUCAAUCAUAAAGUUUCUAUGCAAUGUCCCUUAGGUAGGUGUUAGACUUUGGUUCUGUUUCGUCAUUUUCAGAUCAGUGCCAAAUAUAUAUGUAAGAUAUUUUGGAAUUAAGAAAUGUAACAUUUUGAGGUUUAAGAUGUAAUUUAAUUGAAAGAAUUUUGAUAUUUUUUUCUUUUCUGUAAAAUAAUUGAUAUACACAAAAAAAGGAAUUUAUUCAUUGACAUUCUAGCAAUGUCAGCAUCAAUCAGAGAGCUUCCAAAACAUGUUGUCAUCAUUCUCAGCCUGAUAUAUUUGUAGAAUAAAAGUUUAUGUUUGCAGUUCUUGGUUAACAAUGAUGCCAUUCCAAGGGGACAGUUAUGAUAAUAUCUGCUCAUUUUGUUGACAAUAAAUUUCAAAGAUAACUUUCCUCUUGUAAGGUUAAAAAGAUGAGUAAUGUAAUUGAGGGAGUUUGACCUUGAAGAGGAGAAUGACCUUUAGCAAGCAAGUGUACCCCAACCAAGAACCCCAAACAUAAACGUGAAUUGACAUUUGACCUCUAUUUCACCCUUUGAACAGGCCAAACUGUGGCCUGAUCUUGGUGGUUUUGGUAAGAAAAGGGAUGUCAAUGUGUAGUGUUUCAGUGUGAAUCAGUGAACUAUAUGUUAGCAGGUUCAUAGUCUACACAUUUAUGCGAUACUAUUCAAGUGAGUAUGGAAACAAAUUGUUCUUUACAGUAAAAGCAUUAGCUUACACUUGGCAAACUUUACAUGUCAAAUUGUGAUUUGUUUAGGCUUAAAUAAAAAUAUUGAAUUUAAGUAAA